Polypterus senegalus (gray bichir) is the source of this 3081-nucleotide messenger RNA. RefSeq names its product serine/threonine kinase 17a (gene stk17a). The record is from RefSeq and is a predicted model, not a curated record. The coding region runs from base 261 to 1406 and encodes 381 amino acids. Gene Ontology annotation, cellular component: nucleus. Gene Ontology annotation, molecular function: protein serine/threonine kinase activity; ATP binding. Gene Ontology annotation, biological process: positive regulation of apoptotic process; intracellular signal transduction; protein phosphorylation. NCBI's taxonomy places the organism in Eukaryota, Metazoa, Chordata, Cladistia, Polypteriformes, Polypteridae. The transcript has 7 exons.
UGGAUUGAACGAGAUGCCGUUGUUCAGUCUGGGAGUCGAAGCAGAUGGAUGAGGUUGGUGGUAUUUGGAAGCGUUAAAUUAAACGAUACCUCGCACUCAAAAGUGCAACGAGAGAGGAAUAUUUUAUUACUAUAAUCUCAAUGAAGAAAAACGCUGUUGGUACAGUUAGGGAAAGUAGGGUUGAAGUUGCUGAAUUCCUCAGCUGCUUCUAGUUUGAAAGAAGUUUGCUUCGAGUUGUCCUGUGGAAGUGAAGCGGCGCGAUGAUGCCGGUUGGGGUAGGUUCUUGCAGCCAGGGGAGAAGCGGCUUGUUAACCGACAUCCAGACCCCCAUCAUGACAGAACCAUUCGGUAACAGCUACAGUUUGCUCCCAGGGAAAGAACUCGGCAGGGGAAAGUUUGCUGUGGUUAAGAAGUGUGUUAAAAAGAGCACUGGAAAAGAAUAUGCUGCUAAGUUCAUGAGAAAGAGAAGAAAAGGGCAAGACUGCCGCCUGGAGAUUAUCCAUGAAAUUGCUGUUAUAGAAUUGGCCACUUCGAACUGUUGGGUGAUUGAUAUCCAUGAAGUUUAUGAGACAUCAUCUGAAAUGAUCCUGGUACUUGAAUAUGCUGCAGGUGGUGAAAUAUUUAACCAGUGUGUAGCUGAUCGAGAUGAGGCCUUUACAGAGAAAGAUGUCAAACGGCUGAUGAAACAGAUAUUACAAGGAGUUGCAUUUUUGCAUAUGAAGGGUGUGGUUCACCUUGAUUUGAAACCCCAGAACAUUUUGCUAACUAGCGAAUCUCCCCUUGGAGAUGUCAAGAUAGUUGACUUUGGACUUUCUAGAAUUGUCAGCAGCAAUGAGGAACUGAGAGAAAUUAUGGGAACACCAGAGUAUGUUGCACCUGAAAUUCUUAAUUAUGAACCAAUCAGCACAGCUACUGACAUGUGGAGUAUAGGUGUACUGGCCUAUGUUAUGCUCACUGGAACUUCCCCUUUUCUGGGAGAUGACAAACAAGAAACCUUUCUUAAUAUUUCUCAGAUAAAUGUCAGCUACAAUGAAGAGGAAUUUGAACGGAUAUCUAAAUCAGCAGUUGACUUCAUAAAAGCCCUUCUGGUUAAAGAACCACAUAAAAGAGCCACAGCAGAAGAGUGCCUGUGUCAUAUUUGGCUGCAGGAAGAUCCAGAGGAGGAAGCAGAAUCUGAAUGCCUCACUCUCACUAGUAGCAGUCCAGACAUGUCUACGUUAAAGGAGCCAGAGAAACCAAGUCAGAUGACAGAGGAGCUCAUUGUUAUGGCAGCAUACACACUUGGACAGUGCAGACAGUCAGAGAAGGAUAACAUUACCUCUGAUAAGAAGGCCAUCUCCAAGAGGUUCAAGUUUGAAGAACCGUUCAGUUCGCUGCAAGAGAUUCCUGGUGAAUUCAUAUACUGAAACACCUUUGUUUUAGGGCUUUAUAUAAGCACUGGCCUCAGAUCUAAACACACAGACUUUUCAGCCAAACCAUUGUUCCUUUUGUGCUGGUUAAAUUUAUUCUGAGUAAAAUACUAAAUGUAUUAGCCUUGCUUGUAAGAUAAAUAUUAUUGUCUGUGCCAUGCUUGGAAUUAAAAUAUAUGGUGGGGUAUUUGACCGUUGAUUAUAAUACUGUAUGUGUAAUGUAAUGAGUGAUACAGGGAAAAAAAAAAUGUUCCCAGCCUGAAAAGAGUUCCAAGUGUUAAACAUGAAAAAGUUAAAUAUUUGUACAAAUGUAGCCUUCAGAUUAAUUGUAUUUUUUUUGUUGUAAAAAUUCUUAAAAUUUGCAUCUGAUUUCUAAUCCUCUUAGAAAUACACUAUAAGGCCAAAAGUAUGUGGACACCCCUCCAAAUUAUUGAGUUUAUUGUUAACAGGUACGUACAAUCAAACACAGUUGAAUAUAUUGCACUGAAGAGGUCAGUGACCUUAAAGUGGCACCGUCAUAAGGUGCCCCUUUUGCCACAGUUCAGUUUCUGUGUUUUGUCAGAUCUUCCCUGGUUGGCACUAUGUGCUGUUAUUGUGAAGUGGAAGUGUCUAGAAGCAACAGCAACACAGCAAAGAGUUGUGGACCAAGCAAACGUGCAAAGUGGGGCCACCGAGUGCUGAAGUACAUUGCACAGAAAAAUGGCCUCUCCUUUGUUGCAUCGCUUGCAGCAGAGUUUCAAGUUGCCUUCUGGAAGCAACAACAACACAAGAAGUUUGUGUUGGCAGCUACAUGAAAAUGGGUUUCCGUGGCAGAGUGGCUGCAUACAAGCACAGGUUCGCUAUGUGCAAUGCCAAGCAUGCCACUGGAGUGAUGAAUCACACUUCACUCAUGGGCAGCCUGCAGGACGAAGCUGGAUUUGACAGAUGCCAUGGUGAAUGCUACCUUCCAGACUGCAAAGUGUCUACUAUAAAGUUUGAUGUAGGAGGAAUAGUGGUGUGGUGCUGUUUUUCAGAUUUUGGGCUGGGCCCCUGUUGUCCAGGGCAGAGGGCACUGUUAAUGCUACCACAUACAUAGACAUUUUAGACCAUUGUGUGAUUCCAGCUUUGUGCAAACAGAAGGCAAUUUUCCGUUCCAGCAUGACUGUACCCCUGUGCACAAUGGCAAGUCUGUAAAAACAUGGAGGAACUUGACUGGCCUGCAGAGAGCCCUGACCUCUACCUAACUGAACAUCUCUGGUAAGAAUUGGAAGGCCAGUUGUGAGGCAAGUCUUCUCAACCAACAUAAUUACUUGACCCCACAAAUACUCUUGGAUGAAUGGGACCAAAUUCCCAGACACCCUCCAAAAUCUUAUGAAAAACCUUUCCUGGAGGGUGGAGGAUGUUACAGCUACAAAGGUGAGGCCAACUCCAUUUUAACGCCUAUUGUUCUGGAAUGGGAUGCCCAUCAAGAUCAGGAGUCCACAAACCUUUGGCCAUGUAGUGUAUGCACAAUAAUAACCAUGCCAGCUUCUUGAGUCAGGAGUGCACAUAGCCUCAAAUCUCAUUUUUAAAGUUAUAAUAAUUAAGCUUUCUGCUAGUUUGAAAAAAGUAAUAUUGUGGUAUUGUAAAUAUAUAUUUAAAAAUCCACCAGGAGAUUGGAUUGGAAAUUGGAUGUUUUAGUAAUUUUAGACAG